GGAGGGGGAGGAGGAGGUGCAAUCCACCACCGGGAAAAGUGGAGUUGAUCGGUCACAUAAACGUAGUAAACCUUUUCCUCACAUCCUCUUCCUCUCGUCCACCUGUAAUCUCCAUGAUCGGAAGCGAAGACAUCGACCCUCUCUCUUAACUUCUCAUCUCCUCCCUCGGUUCGGAGAAGAAAGCAAAAGAAUUGACUCGAGGCUUCUGAUCUUUUUUUUUUUUUUUUUUUUUUUUUUGCCUCCCCGGCGGGAGGGUAUUCAAAAGACAUCUUCAAGCGUUCAAUCCAAUAAAGAGCAGAAGGCUGUUAACCUAUUUUUUUUCCAACGCUUUUCUUCGUGGAUUGAGGAAGAAAAGUACACAUGCAUGAUCCAAGAAGCCGACUGCCCGUCGAAAGCAACAUAACUUGGGGCAAUUCAUUCUUCAACCUAUUUUUGGAAUAUACGCGCAUCAUCGCGUGAAACAAGACUUUUUUUUUUUUUUUUAACCCUCCUGGAAGUUCAUUUUGACAUGCUCGGAGUAUCCCGGAGGAAAGUGACGAUGCCCCUUACAGCACAUUGCUCCAUGUGUUUCCUGCUAAUUAUCAAUUGACUUCAGGCUGAGGUAAAUAGGCACGGCGACGGGCUCAAAGUUCUACAUUUCCCCCGAAAUUCCAAGCAUCCGCGCUCCGUAUGACCAUUCACGAGUGCAAAAGCCUCACGCUGUAUCCAUUUUGGGUGCGUAAAAGUGGACCGACUGCGCGGACACGCGAGGACCGGCCGGUAUCACUGCUGUCAUUCUCAAGAGAAGCGUGCAGAAACGGGAGAGGACUGAUGAACGCAUAAUUUGCAACCCGGAAAGUUUGCUCAGGGGUUCUGAGCGUCGCUUUUGGCAGAGAGGGGUGGGCGAGAGGACGCGACCACCUGGGAAGGAAACGUUUGGCUGCAGCGGUGGGGUGGAAAAAAAAGAAAAAGAGGACAGAGGUUGGAUUAUUUGAAAACUGUAAGAUAUUGCCCAGGUCAAUAUCGUGUCGGUGGCAUCUGUUGUGGAGGCUGGACUUGUAACGCUCACAUACAGCUGGUCCUCUUGGAGAGAAGAGCGAUGAAGACUUCACUCUUUCUCCUCUUCAUCCUUGCCCUGCUGGCCUCAGGAACCAGCGAUGAUGUCAAGUACAUCGCCAAGAGGAACUCUGUUGAUGGGUGCAUCGACUGGUCAGUGGAUCUCAAGGAGUACCAUGUUCUGGCCGGUGAGCCGGUAAGGGUGAAAUGUGCCUUGUUCUACAGCUACAUCCGGACCAACUACACCAUGGCGACCAACGCCAAACUGCGCCUCAUCUGGUACAAAAACAAAGGGGACGCUGAGGAGCCCAUCAUCUUCUCGGGCCAUCGGCUGAGUAAAGAAGAUGACUCCAUCUGGUUCCGGUCGGCGGAAAUGGAAGACAAUGGUUUCUACACGUGUGUACUAAGGAACUCUACUUACUGCAUGAAGGUGUCCAUGUCCAUGACUGUGGAGGAGAGUGAUGAGGGAAAAUGCUUCAGCAGCAACAUCCGCUAUCUAGAGAAAGCCGAGAUUACUCACAGCAAAAUGAUCACAUGUCGCGAUAUAGACGACUAUUUGGCUCCGUAUAAACAACCUCAAAUGGCCUGGUACAAGGAGUGCGAGCGAGUUGAAUGGAGAAGCUCAAUUAUCGUCAACAAUACACACAUCUGGAUCCCUGAGGUGGAUGAGGAAGAUGGGGGGAAUUAUACCUGUGAGUUGCAGUAUGGAUCCCGACUGGUGCGGAGGACAACAGAGCUCAAAGUCACAGCUCUCCAGACCACACAGCCACCUAAAGUCCUUUUCCCACCGGAGAGACAAGACACAGUGAUAGAGAUCACACCCGGCAUGCCUCUCAGUCUGGACUGCAAGGCAUUUUUCGGCUACAGCGGAGAAAACAGGCGACCUAUCAUCUAUUGGAUGAAAGGAGAGAAGUUUGUUGAAGAACUUGCAGGACAUAUUAAAGAAAGCGAUGUCAGGAUUUUAAAGGAGCAUUUGGGAGAAAAGGAAGUGCAGCUAUCCUUAACUUUUGACGCUAUAGAGGAGACUGACCUGGCUAAUUACACCUGCUACGUGGAGAACCACAUUGGACGCCGCCGUGGGAGUGCGAUACUGCAGAAAAAAGAUAUGUAUCGUUUGGAGUUGGCUGGUGGUCUGGGUGUCAUAUUGCUGCUGCUAGGAGUCCUAACGGCGCUUUAUAAAUGUUACAACCUGGAAAUUAUGUUGUGCUACAGGAGACAUUUUGGCAGUGAUGAAACCGAAGAUGAUAAUAAGGAGUAUGACGCCUAUCUCUCAUAUACCAAAGUGGAUCUGGACUCUUUGGGCAGAACUAACAGCGAUGAGGAAACUUUUGCUUUGGAGAUCUUGCCUGAUGUCUUGGAGAAACACUACGGAUACAAGCUGUUUCUACCAGACAGAGAUCUCAUUCCGAGCAGUACAUACAUCGAGGACCUCGCUCGUAGUGUGCUACAGAGCAGACGUUUGAUCAUUGUUUUGACACCAGAGUUUGUGGCCAAGAGAGGCUGGAGCAUCUUUCAGAUAGAAACACGGCUCCACUCCAUGCUGGUGACAGGGGAAAUCAAGGUAAUCAUGAUAGAAUGUGCAGAUCUGAAGACUGUGAUCAACUAUCAAGACGUGGAAGCACUUAAACAUACAAUCAAGGUUUUAUCUAUCAUCAAAUGGAGGGGUCCAAAGAGCAAUGACCUGUCAUCGAAGUUUUGGAAACAGGUGGUCUAUGAGAUGCCUGCUAAACGAAGAGAGACUUUGUCCAGACGUCAGGUGAUGGACUCGGGUGAGCAGGGUCUCUUCGGAGACCUACAGACAUCAGUUUCCACCAUUGCCAUGACAACCACCUCAGCAUCCCUGGUGCCUCCAACCGAGAAUCGGCACGGACAUCAUCAGGUUUCCUUGGCAACAGAGAUCCCCGACUACAACCAGAUGACCUUGCCUCUCGGAGGGGGUCACAUGGCAACAGCAGCCCAAAUGAGGCAUUUCUGCCGUAGCUAUGAGUUUCACCUUCCCCCGCAGCCUCCUGCUCUGUCGCCUCCUCUCCCACCUCCACCCACCAUGCAGUUCUCCACUCUCGGCCCUGGGGGGCGCCACGUCUACUGCAACAUCCCCAUGACACUUCUGAACGGACAGGGGUUCAGGGAAGUUGACUGGGGAAGAAGAGGUUUCCCAGAGCAGCACACUUGGAAAGAAGCCCGAUCUUCACCUGAACAGCACCUUUGUCCCACUCACCAGCAGAGAACUAAGCUCUGAUAUCUGGUAGAAACAUUGCUCUGCUGAUACUGGAUUACAGACUACUGGUUUACAAAGAAAUUCUCACUGACUUAGGACAACGGUUUUUGGUCCUUGUACAGACGUGGGUUGGAGUUUCUGAAUCCCACGUUGGGAACAAAAACUGCCUAAAUACUCCAAAACCCGUGGACUGGACAAUAUUUGGACUGCUUAUAGACCGAUACAGAUCGUUAAAUGGAUUGUAUAUUUGUACUGAACCUCCCACUGAAUUCCAGACGGACAUAAAAAGCCGAGUAGGAUCUAAAAGGACAUUUAUGCUUGCAAUACAAGUAGAUUUGCCACUGAAGAUUUGCAGCCUGAUCAGAAGCAUGGAUGUGUUGGAUUUAUUGAUGUUUUCAACUGGAAAUGUUUUUGAGAAAGGUCCACAAUCUUAAAGCACGACAGUAUUUUGUUAUCCACUGGCCAUGGGGGGUGUAUUAGGGCCAUGCUGAGAAACAAAGUCAUAGGAAGAAUUCCCACACUCAUAUAUAUACAUGUAAUACUACUACUAAAUUGGAAGAAACUAUAUUAUGUCCCUUUUCCCAUCAUAUUUUCACAUUUUGACUUUAGUCUCAUUUUCUUUUUUUUAGUGAAGAGCUAGUACAGUACUAGUGUUGGACCUUGGGAAAAAAUGUUGAUGUCGACAUUGGAUGUUUUGUUUGGUUUUUAUUUUUUUUUAAAUACCUUAACAACACAGAAUAUUUUGUUGUCCUUAGAAAACGGUCUGGUCAUAAAAUGACCUCAAACAAUAAUCUUGGGGGACUAUUUAUUCCUAACAAUAGGUUAAUGGCUACUAGACACGAAGGUUGUGGACUUCUACAAAAGAUUUCCAUUGAUUAAAUUAACAAGAAAAUGACGGCAACAACUGUAAAGCCUGUCCACGUGAUGCACUUGUAUGUAAACGACAUCCAGAUUCCGUAUUUAUUUGUUGAGGGAAGACGUUAGCAAUGGAAAUGAGAAGCUACUUCAGUGUUCAGCUGGUUGAACUGGUGAAGAGCUGAACUGGAAAACCUUUACCCUGAAUCUGCAGGCCUAAACGAUGUGGCUUUCUCUAUUUGCAUGAUCACCCAUUUCGACAUUUUAAAAAAAUGUUUAAAAAAAAAAGUAGACUAAAUGAUGCAAUCAUUUCCCGCAGCCUCUUUUAACAAGGGGGUGGUCUUCAUUGGAUGGGAUCACGGAGAGAAAAAAAAAUGGUUUUCCUAAAUGUUCUGAUUUUGUAUUUCUUUUGUUUGGCUUUGUUGACAGUUUUAUGCCUCUUUAACUUUGAGGAGCGUUACCUGGCUUAGUUUUAAAUGUUGGUUUGUUACAAUAUUCUGUAAAGCAUCAAUAAUGUGCGCAUUUAUCUAUACAGGAAUGAUUUCUUCCCUACGGUUUCUGUUUCGUGUCAUUUUGUUCCUCUUUAAUGAUGGGCUACUAACAGUCAACAGGGAGCAACAGAGUUCUUCUUCUUCACGAGCUUUAACAACGAAGAAAGAAUUAUUCUUACCAUAAUAUUUAAGGAAAGGCGACUUGUUUUGAUGAUGAAAAAGUCAUUGUCAUUACAGUAAAAGAACUAAUGAAUUCUGGAUAUUUGAGAAGAUUAAUUAUCACUUUGUUGUAUCCAAUUGCAGUAUAACGUCAAGUGAUGGUUUUGUGUGUGCUGUUUGUAAAACUGCUUAAACCAAAAAUAACAGCAACAUUGUCACAUUUACAGUCGUGUUCAAAACAAUAGCAGUUCAAUGUGGCUAAUUAGAAUAAUCCACCUUUUGGCUAUAUUUUUUAAUGCCACAGGUCUAAUUUACCAGUAGAGUCUCAGAAAACCAACUAGACCCAGCAUUCAUGAUAUACUUACUUCACACUAGUCUUAAGGCUGUACAAUUGGGCAAUUUAUUGAAAUUGGUAAGUUAAAAAAAAUAGCAGUCUGACGUUUAAUUUACAAACUCAUAACUAUUUUGUACAAACUUUUUUUGUUUCUAGGAUUUACAAAUCUUUUAAUCACUAAACUAAUAUUUAGUACCUUUCAGCUAUUGUUCCACUCCAAAAUUCCUUCACGACAUUCCACAAUUUCUUAAUCUUGGUUUUGGUUCAGAAACAGUAUUUUUGAAAUCACCCCACAAGUUCUUGAUUGGAUUAAGGUCUGAGGAUUGGGUUGGGCAAUUCAUGGCAUUAACUCUGUUGGUUUGGAACCAAGACUUUGCAUGUUUACUAGUGUGUUUGGGCUCAUUAUCUUGUUGAAACACCCAAUUCUAGGGCAUGUCCUCUUCAGCAUUAGGCAACAUGACCUCUUCAAGUAUUUUGACAUAUGCAAACCGUUCCAUGAUCCCUGGUAUGCAAUAAAAAGGGCCAACACCAUAGUUGGAGAAACAUGUCCAUAUCAAGAUGGUUGCACAACUAUAAUUCACUGUCGUCACUGUGUACUGUGGCUUCAAAUCAGAGUUUGGGGGUCGUCUCACAAUGUCUACAGCACAUGGACCCAAAAAGAAAAAAAUUACUCUUCAGUCCACAAAAUGUUACUCCAUUUCUCUUGAGGCCAGUUAAUCUAUUCUUUGGCAAAUUGUAGCUUCUUCUGCACAUGCCCUUUUUUUAAUAGAGGGCCUUUGCUGGGGAAUUCUCGUAAAUACAAUUGCUUCACACAGACCUCUUCUCACUGUCACAGUAGUUCCAGGUAACUGCAGACUGCCUUUGAUCCUGGAGUUGAUCAUUGGUCUGAGCCUUUGCCAUUCCGGUUAUUCUGCGAUCCAUUUUGAUGGUUGUCUUCCAUUUUCUGCCACGUGUCUCUGGUUUUGCUCUCCAUUUUAAGGCAUGAGAGAUCAUUUUAGCUGAUCAAUCUAUAAUUCUUUGCACCUCUUUAUUUGGUUUCCUCUCUCCAAACCAGACUUUUAUUCAAAGUACGCUGUUCUGAACAAUGUGUUGAGCAACCCAUUUUCCUCAGGCUUUCUAUUUUUUUUGAAACGCCCUUUUCAAUUCAUUGCCUAAUUGUACAGACUUUAAAAGUGUGUAUAUCAUGAAUGCUGGGUCUUGAUGGUUUAUGAUUUGUAUAUGUAUAAUUAUAUAUACAGUAUG
Molecule: messenger RNA, 6334 nt
Organism: Syngnathoides biaculeatus (alligator pipefish)
Lineage: Eukaryota; Metazoa; Chordata; Actinopteri; Syngnathiformes; Syngnathidae
Gene: il1rapl2
Product: interleukin 1 receptor accessory protein-like 2
Exons: 19
Coding region: 1079-3274 (731 amino acids)
Biological process (GO): signal transduction
Molecular function (GO): interleukin-1 receptor activity
Source: RefSeq, a predicted model, not a curated record